This is a messenger RNA of Engraulis encrasicolus (European anchovy), 2193 nucleotides long. RefSeq names its product RNA 3'-terminal phosphate cyclase (gene rtca). Bases 397 to 1491 code for a protein of 364 amino acids. Gene Ontology annotation, biological process: RNA processing. Gene Ontology annotation, cellular component: nucleus. The record is from RefSeq and is a predicted model, not a curated record. NCBI's taxonomy places the organism in Eukaryota, Metazoa, Chordata, Actinopteri, Clupeiformes, Engraulidae. Gene Ontology annotation, molecular function: RNA-3'-phosphate cyclase activity. The transcript is spliced from 11 exons.
GCGAUAGAGAGUGCAGCUAGUACCGGCCGCGCGCUUACCAGAAACUGAAACUGAGUCAUCGUGCCGGAUUUACUCUUUAAUUUAUCACACAGGGCCCGCAGUUAGAAGCCGGGCAGAGAUAGCGGCAGACCGAUUCAGCCACCGACACUGUGGCUGGCUAGUUUGCGCCCGAGAUUGAGCAGUGCGCCUUGAGUGUUGGGGAAGUUGCCGAUUGUCUGUAUUGUUUCAAACCAGCUGCCUGCUUCACCGGCCAACAUCAGUUUUGCCGUGUGUAGGUCAGCCUUGUCUAGCGGAGCUGUCCAGUUAGGUACAGUAGCUUCAUCCCUCUCACUCGCAUCAUUUUAUCUCUGUGGGAGAUUGUGGCCAAGUUUGGAUCAUUUUUGCUCACUCUCAAAAAUGGCCGCAACAGCGUUGGAAAUGGACGGAAGCGUAAUGGAGGGGGGAGGACAGAUACUAAGGCUAUCCGCUGCCCUUAGCUGCAUUCACGGCACGUCAAUCAAAAUAAACAAGAUUCGGGCCGGUAGGAGCACGCCGGGUUUGAGGCCUCAGCACCUGAGUGGUCUAGAGUUGCUUCGUGACAUGAGUGAAGGGAUCCUGGAGGGAGCUGUGAUUGGCUCCACUGACAUCAACCUGUCACCCGGGCAACUGAAGGGCGGCAGCCACAUCGCAGACACACAGACGGCCGGGAGUGUGACGUUGUUGAUGCAGGUAGCGUUGCCCUGCUGCCUAUAUUCCCAGAAUCCCUCAGUGCUGACACUCAAAGGUGGAACCAACGCCGAGAUGGCACCCCAAAUAGACUACACACUCAAGGUGUUCAAGCCCAUCGUGGAGCGUUUCGGUGUCAACAUGGACUGCGACCUGAAGAUGAGGGGCUACUAUCCUAAGGGAGGUGGAGAGGUGAUAUUGCGGGUUAACCCAGUGAAAGAGUUGACUCCCUUCAACAUGAUUGAACGUGGUAACAUCACCAAGAUAUACGGACGCGCAUUCGUAGCAGGAGUACUCCCUUUCAAGCUGGCUAAAGACAUGUCUUCAGCGGCGGUGCGGACCAUCCGUAAGGAGAUUAAAGACCUCUACAUCAACAUCCAGUCUCUACAGGAGAAGGACCAGGCCUGCGGCAACGGCAACGGCAUCAUCAUCAUUGCAGAGUCUUCCACAGGCUGCAUAUUCGCCGGCUCCGCCCUGGGAAAGAAAGGUGUGUACGCGGAUAAGGUGGGCAUUGAGGCUGCUGAGAUGCUCCUGAGGAACAUCAGACACAACGGCUGCGUGGACGAAUUCCUACAGGACCAGUUGAUCAUCUACAUGGCCUUGGCUAAGGGCGUGUCCCGUAUGCGUACGGGUCCUCUCACACUACACACCCAGACUGCCAUACACGUCGCCGAGCAACUCACCAAGGCCAGGUUUAUGAUCCGCAGAGCAGAAGACGAGAACGCCAGCAAUGACACACACAUCAUCGAGUGCACAGGAGCCGGCGUGGAGAAUAUACACCUCUAAACAUACACACAUACACACACACACACACACAGAAACUGCUGUUAUCAUCAGCUGCCUGACCCCAACACCAACCCCCCCCACCCAAUCCCUACCCACAAUGCACUCUGUCUCAGGGUUUAGCCUCACACUGUCCCUCCCCAUCAUCUCUCAUUGGUCCCUGCUCAUCUAAUCUCCAAUCUGAUUGGUGCUCCUGGACCUCCCCCCUUUGACCUCACCGGCCUAAACACCAAUCAGGAGGGAACUUCUGCUCAUUUACUCACACCCAACCACACACACGCGCAGAUGCACUCACAUACGUGUGAUCCUUGGCACACACACACAUACACGUGUGUCCUUAUACCAGGAGGGGGGCACGACUGUUCAUUCCACAGGUAUAGUCUGUCUGGGAGGUGUCCUGUGUUUACAUGCUAAAGGCAUUAUUAUUAUUAUUUAUAGAAGAGAAGACGACUCAGCCACACACACACACACUCCCACGUGCGCACAAGCGCACCUUGCUUUGAUUUGGUUACCACAGACAUGUCUAUGUCUCUCUCUUCCUCUUUCUAUCUCUCCUCUUUAUGAGGCAUGUCACUCUUUCUCUCUGUCUCUCUCUCUCUCUCAUGACGUUAUUGUGUGUGUGUGAGAUUAUAUGGCUGACGCUGAGAUUUUUUUUUUUUUUUGGAAUCAACCGUGUGAAAGAAAUAAAGAUAAGUAAACUUCUGA